AUGAGGUCUAUCACCAGCUGGCUAUCCAUCGCGGCAGCUUGCACAGCUUGCUUGGCUGACACGGUGUUGAGCGCUGCAACUACGACCUCGCAAGAAGUCGUCAUUGACAAAAUGUGGAGCACCACUUGGAACUAUUCGAAAGUGCAAGAGCUCAGUAAUCCCGGUAUCAAAUUCAGCCCUGGCCCUGCGCUCGCUGCAUCGGUCAACGUCACUGCCGAGCAAUCCUCGGACAGCCAGUCUCACGAUCAGAUCGGCAUUCAGGUUCAAGACAACCAGGUGCACCAGUUGGUCGAUGCUCUCGGCGGAGGUAUCACCGACAGCGUCGCGAUUACUUUGCAAGAGUUCAAGUCCAAGCAUCCGCAGGACUACGAUGAUCUGCUACACCUGCUGUUUGCACAAGAUCAAGCUUGGUUUACGCGCGGUGGAUUGGGCUUAAACAGUGUUCGUGUGCCGUUGGGUGCUUGUGAUUUCGGCGUAUCUCCCUACACAUACGAUGAUACCGAAGAUGGGUCUGCGGAUCCAAAGCUGGAAUUGUUCACCAUCAAGAAAGCGCCAAAGCUGUGGUUGACGCUCAAGGACAUCCUCGCCAUCAAUCCCACGCUCAAGAUCUUUGUCGCUGCAUGGAGCGCUCCCGGAUGGAUGAAGGAGAACGCUGACGCCGCACAGCCUUUGUUCGGAGGCAACCUCAAGCCAGGUAUGGAAGCCGUUUAUGCACAAUACCUGACCAAGUCGAUUGUCGAGAUCAAAAAACAAGAGGGGAUUGAGAUCUAUGCGAUGAGCCCAGCGAAUGAGCCUCAGGUCCCCGCAGUACAGUAUCCGUCCAUGCACCUUUCCGCGAAUCAAUCGAUCCAACUGGGCAAGCUUUUGCGCUCCGGUCUCGACGCGGCUGGAUUCAAUCGUGUCAAACUGCUCGCGUGGGACUUCAACUGGGACAACACCGAUUACCCACUAGAAGUGCUCAACGCCGAUCCUACGCCUUGGGCUGGUAUCGCUUGGCACGGCUACGCUGGUGAGCCUAUCAACCAAAAGGUGAUCACGGAUGCCUUCCCGAACCUGGAUACCUACUUUACCGAAAAAACCGUGGUGACACAGUGGUUCAACGAGCCGUACAAAAACAUGAAGAAUGCAGCGAGGGAAUUGAUCAUUGGCUCGAUCAGGUACUCGAGUCGUAGCUUGAUCUUGUGGAAUCUGGUCUUGAGGAAGGACGAGGACGGGUUCACGACACCGCAUCUGCCGAAAGUUUGCGAGAACUGCAACGCAGCGAUUCUGCUGUUGCCCGAAUCGACAGAUGCUCAUUUCGACCGAGGCGAUCCGAACCACGUCAAGACGGUGGAGGAGGCCAACGGUGGUGCUGCAGCGAAAAAGGACACCGUUGCGCCUGCAGCUGGAUCUCGAAGAAAGCGUAGUCUCGGUCAUCGUGCUGAGACAGACCCAGACUCGCGUCAGUUGGACGCUGCUGGAUCCGACGAAACCGGCUCAGCACAACGCUCGACCGCCGAAUCUGUGGCACCGUCCAAAGUCAUCGAUGCCAAGAAGACCGGUUCGCCGAGCGUCUACGAAUCGGCGCUCUUCAAGCGCACUUCGGAUCUCUCGGUUCUUUCUCACCUGUCCACCGCGAUUCGGCCGGAGGGCGCGUCCAAGUCGUACUCGAAGCGGAUCGGCGUCACCAGCACGGACGAACAGACCGAGCUGGGUGGACGUUUGCUCGCACAGGCCUUUAGGCAGGAUGGAGUCAAGAGCGGUGUUACCAGGUUUUCCAUCGUGCUGUUGAACCAGAACGACCAUUACGAGACAGGUGUUUUCGAGCCAGUUACCGCGGUGAUCGCUUUCAGAGGCAUGACGGCGAAUGUUACCACUGUGCCUGGUCUAUACACGCUCAGCUGGGAGGCUUCGACCAUUCCUCCCUCAGAUGCUUCCACCGAGGCCGACGCCCAGACUGUGCCCGCUUCGCAAAAUGCCGAUACAGACAAGUCGGAUGCGCCUGCGCCAGCCUAG
Mycosarcoma maydis (corn smut) is the source of this 1995-nucleotide messenger RNA. RefSeq lists its product as uncharacterized. Lineage: Eukaryota; Fungi; Basidiomycota; Ustilaginomycetes; Ustilaginales. The record is from RefSeq and is a predicted model, not a curated record. The transcript has a single exon. Gene Ontology annotation, molecular function: glucosylceramidase activity. Gene Ontology annotation, biological process: glucosylceramide catabolic process. Bases 1 to 1995 code for a protein of 664 amino acids.